Molecule: messenger RNA, 1165 nt
Organism: Hevea brasiliensis (rubber tree)
Lineage: Eukaryota; Viridiplantae; Streptophyta; Magnoliopsida; Malpighiales; Euphorbiaceae
Exons: 7
Coding region: 289-900 (203 amino acids)
Biological process (GO): protein import into nucleus
Cellular component (GO): nucleus
Molecular function (GO): small GTPase binding; guanyl-nucleotide exchange factor activity
Source: RefSeq, a predicted model, not a curated record
CCUAUAACCUUACAGUUCAUCCACUUCUUGCACUUCUCUUUCCAUGAAAAUGACUUAUUUACAAGUUCAUCCUCCAAUUUUUCAUAUUUGAUCGGCUGAUUUCUUCUAAAUUGAGAAAUUUCUGUUAAGAGUUAAUCCGUGUUUUAUAUUUUAUUUUAUUUUUAUUUUCUACAUUUUUGUGGCUUGUAUAUUUGUGUAUUUGUAUGUUGAUGAUUUGAGUUGAUUUGGCGAUUCUUUAUUACUAGUUGUAAAGGACGAGAUUCCUGAUUUCGGAUUUUAUCUGCUAAAAUGCCGGAAGAUUUUUAUGCGGAGCGCUCAUUGUUUGGAGGUGCGAUUGUUAGCACCUUCCCUCUUAGGUUUCAGGAUGUGAGCAAUGUUCGACAAGUUCCUGAUCAUCAGGAGGUAUUUGUGGAUCCUGCUCGUGAUGAAAGCUUGAUCUUUGAGCUCUUAGAUUUUAAGCGUGAUGUUGGAGAUAAUGGAAGUGCCACCUGGUUUCUUCAAGACCUUGCUACUGAACAAGAUGCUGAAGGGUGCACACUGAUUGAGCACUCAGGAGUAGUUGAGGCCCCUGGUUUGCAUUACAGGAAUAUUCCUUCUGUUGUUACCACUGCUGUCAGCCAAAUGGCAAUUUCUAAGGGACGACAAGGAAGAGAAGCACAAAAUGUUGUAAAAAUUUAUUUGGCAAAUUUACGCCUUAAGGGAGUUACUACAGAUGUGCUAAUAACUGCAUAUGAACCGGUCUUAAUAAAUCCUUUGAGUGAAAGUGCAAGCACAGUUGGUGCUGGUUUGGCAGUUCCUGCUGCACAAUCUGGAUUUUUGCCGAUGGCUGAGGUCUUUAAGCUUGCUGUCUCUACCUUCAAAGUUAAUGACUGGAACCUUUUUGAUAGCUCUGCUGUAUAAGAUGUGUUCACCACAUAGUUUUGAUGAAGAAAAAAAAAAGUUUAGAUGAGAAUUCUUGAGUAGUUUUCAUCAUUUUUUCCAAUUUCAGAGCAUUUAGUCUUUUCUUGUUUAGCUGAAUUAUUGUCCGUUUCAUGUGGCAUAAGCAGGUGUUUUGAUUGUUGCAUUCCAUCUGUAGCUAUUUUAAAUGCGUUGUAACCUGUGAUCUUGUAUCAACUGCAAAGUUAUUUACCGGACAAUGUAAUGAAUAUCAUUACUUUGCAUGAAA